AUGGCGAACGCCAGCGGACCCGCCAGCGACCCGCCAGCGAAUUCGCCAGCGGCCCGCAAGCGCGUUUGUGCCUGCGCCAUCGUCUGCAGCCAGCGCCACCCGCACCCCGCAUCCCGCCCGUCGCCCUGCUUCCCGUCUUCCCAACCGCUCCUUAGCCCGCCGUCACUCUGCCCGUCGCAUUACCCCCGCCCCCUGCCCGUCACCCCCCCACGUCGCGGCUGUUCGCAUGUGCAGUGGCGGUCGUUGUGGGGGGCAGAGGGAAGAAGGGAUGGGAGUGGCGGUGGAACGCUGUUGGGGGGAGAGGGAAGAGGAGAUGGGAGUGGCGGGAGUUCAAGUCCAGCAUCAGCCGCCUCCUCCUCCUCUCAUCCCCUGCCCCGUACCUCCCGUAUCGCCUGUACUUCCCCUUUUUGCCACGUGCUACCCGUUGCUCCCGUUCUGCCCCGUGUUAUCCGUUGCUUCCGUUUUGCCCCGUGCUACCCGUUGCUCGCACUCUUGCCCCACCCUUUUCACCCGUGCUUUCUGUACCUGAUCGUGCCCCACCUGUUUCACCCAUAUUGUCCGUACCCGGUCGUGCCCCACCCAUUGGACCCGUGCUGUCUGUUCUCGUGCCGUGCUGCCUCAUUCUGCCCAUGCUGCCCCGUUCUGCCCGUGUUGCCCCGUUCAGCCCGUGUCUGCCCCGUUCUACCCUUGUCAUGCCCCGUUCAGCCCCCCCAUUCUGCCCGUGUUGCCCCGUUCUGCCCGUGCUGCCCCGUUCUGCCCGUUCGUGCCCCACCCGUGCUGUCCGUACCCGUUCGUGCCCCACCCGUGCUGUCAGUUCUGUGCCCCACCCGGUUUGUGCUGCCCGGUCUUGAGCUGCCCGUCACCCCCGCGCGGCCCGUCCCGUACAGUGCCUAG
Closterium sp. Naga37s-1 is the source of this 894-nucleotide messenger RNA. Lineage: Eukaryota; Viridiplantae; Streptophyta; Zygnematophyceae; Desmidiales; Closteriaceae. The record is from the annotation of a GenBank genome assembly.